Molecule: messenger RNA, 1056 nt
Organism: Microsporum canis CBS 113480
Lineage: Eukaryota; Fungi; Ascomycota; Eurotiomycetes; Onygenales; Arthrodermataceae
Product: WD repeat protein
Exons: 7
Coding region: 1-1056 (351 amino acids)
Biological process (GO): spliceosomal snRNP assembly
Cellular component (GO): SMN complex
Molecular function (GO): RNA binding; protein binding
Source: RefSeq, a predicted model, not a curated record
AUGGCAUCAGAUGCUUCAAAGGUUGUGCCCUUGACGUGUCAUGGGCAUUCACGACCUGUUCCUCAUAUUAGCUUCUCUUCAAUCACCGAAGAUGACCAAUAUUACCUGAUCUCAGCGUGCAAAGAUAAUAAUCCUAUGCUCCGGGAUGGGAUAACUGGUGAUUGGAUUGGGACAUUUCUGGGUCAUAAAGGUGCCGUCUGGCAGGCUAGACUAUCCGUGGAUGCUACCAUUGCUGCCACCGCGGCUGCAGACUUCUCUGCAGAUAUCUUGAAACUUCUUGCUCACUCCUCACCAGAAAGGUAUGGGACACACAUACCGCAUUCCCACAUUGUCCGAGCAGUUGCAUUCCCCAUUCAAACCGGCCCUCAAAUUCUAGCCACAGGUGGCAUGGAGAAGAAAUUACGUAUCUUUGACCUCUCCCGAGCUCAAGGCAGUAACACCUCCUCUCCCACGUCUCAAAGUGGCCCAGGAGCCGCAAACGGAGCAGGCUCCAGCUCAGCUUCUUCCGGCACCAUGAGCUAUGAGAUUGGUCCUGGAGUCCAUAAUGGCACUAUCAAGUCCAUUAUUUGGUAUCAGGACUACAACAUUCUCGUCACCGCGGCUGAUGAUAAGAAGGUCCGAUGGUGGGAUCUUCGCUCUCGUCACCCCUGUGCAGAGGUUGCUGUAGACGGAACUAUUGGCAGCUGCGAACUGAAUACCGUUUCAACCACACCAAAUGAUCCAGGCGUAUUGAGCGUUGCUGCCGGAAAGUCAGCUUAUCUCUUCGACCCUGUCCAGCCUGGACGGUUGUUGAAAAAGGCAGAUUUCUCAUAUGAACUUGCUAGUGUUGCUGUGAACAAGACGACGAGCCGGUUCGUCACCGGCAGCACGGGAGAUACCUGGGCGCGUGUUUAUGAUCUUGAAACGAACGAAGAGUUAGAGGUUCAACGGGGUCAUCAUGGCCCCAUCUGGUCGCUUAGCUACUCUCCCGACGGAAAGAUUUACGGAACAGGAAGCGAAGAUGGAACUAUCAAACUAUGGAAAGCAUGUAGAGAGCCAUAUGGUCUAUGGAGAUAG